Molecule: messenger RNA, 2689 nt
Organism: Mus caroli (Ryukyu mouse)
Lineage: Eukaryota; Metazoa; Chordata; Mammalia; Rodentia; Muridae
Source: RefSeq, a predicted model, not a curated record
GCCGCCGGCGCCGCCGCCUGAGUGACCUGCUAGGCGGCCGGCGGCGCUCAGCUCCCCGCCACUCAGGCAGCUCGUCGGCCACUCUGUUUUGAGGUCCUCGCCGCCCUUCCACGUCUCCCGGAAGAGCUAGCCGGCAGGUCCGGGAGCAGCGGGCUGCUGUGGAGGUCCGGGCGGGCGACGAGGCCGCGGCGUUGCCGCUCGGCGUCCUCAGGUUCAUCAGUAGGAUUGCUUUGCUACCAUCAUGUCGUGGUUUGCUGAUCUUGCUGGAAGGGCUGAAGAUCUUUUAAACCGAGUGGAUCAGGGGGCUGCAACAGCUCUCAGAAAGGAGAAUACCAGCAACAUCUUUUAUAGCAAAAAUACUGACUAUCCUGAACUUCAGCAGCAAAACACAGAUUCAACUUACCGGACUGGACAGAAAGCUAACUAUAUUUCCUCAGCUGCUGAUAACAUCCGACAUCAGAAAGCCACGAUCAUAGCUGGCACAGCGAACGUGAAAGUCGGAUCCAGGACAGUCGGGGAUGCCGCCCAUCCCACCGAGCAUGCGUCUGUCCCUAGGCCUUCAUCCCAGUUUGUUCGGAGGAAAAAAUCAGAGCCUGAUGAUGAGCUGCUAUUUGAUUUUCUUAACAGUUCCCAAAAAGAGCCCACUGGGAGAGUGGAAAUCAAGAAAGAGAAGGGCAGAGCUCCUGUCUUUCCAAGUUCCCCGUCAUCAGGUGUCAGUUCUGUCAACACCAGUGUAACCACCACCAAGGCCAUGGAAGAAAAUUCUGGGAGCCAAAGUCCUGGAGUGAACAGUUCUGAUUCUGUGCCGGAGGUUCACAAGGAACCCUCAGAGGAGAGUACAGCACCAAGUGCUACCAGCGUGGAGCACAGCUCUUCACCUAGUGACAGCAGCAGCAGGUCGCAGGAGCUGUCCAAUCUCCGUCUGGAGAAUCAGUUGCUCAGGAAUGAAGUCCAGUCUUUAAAUCAGGAAAUGGCCUCAUUACUUCAGAGAUCCAAAGAAACUCAAGAAGGUAGGACCUUAAUGGGGCUUGUGAAGUGUUAUGUCCAUAGAAAUGUAGGAUCUAAAUUUAGAAAUAGAGCCAGUUCUUCUACGAGGGAAUGUGGCAUAAUAAUGCAGGAUCACAAUGAAGGUAGUAGCCUACAGAAUCAAGCUCUGCAAACUCUUCAAGAGAGGCUGCAUGAAGCUGAUGCCACUCUAAAGAGAGAGCAAGAGAGCUACAAACAAAUGCAGAGUGAGUUUGCUGCACGCCUUAACAAAAUGGAAGUGGAACGUCAGAAUUUGGCAGAAGCAGUUACUCUGGCAGAAAGAAAGUACUCCGAGGAGAAGAAGAAGGUUGAUGAACUCCAGCAGCAAGUCAAGCUACACAGGUCAAGCUUGGAGUCUGCUAAGCAGGAGUUAGUUGACUACAAGCAAAAAGCUACACGGAUACUCCAAUCUAAAGAAAAACUGAUCAACAGCUUAAAGGAAGGCUCAAGCUUUGAAGGCCUAGAUAGCAGCACUGCUAGCAGCAUGGAACUAGAAGAACUUCGGCAUGAGAAGGAGAUGCAGAAGGAGGAAAUCCAGAAGCUGAUGGGCCAGAUGCAUCAGCUGAGGUCUGAGCUACAGGACAUGGAGGCUCAGCAGGUUAGUGAGGCUGAAUCAGCAAGAGAACAAUUACAAGAUCUGCAAGACCAGAUAGCUAAGCAGAGGACAUCUAAGCAAGAGCUGGAGACGGAGCUGGAACGAAUGAAGCAGGAAUCCCGUUACAUGGAGGAAGAUCUUCAUAGAACAAAGAACACACUGCAAAGCAGGAUUAAAGAUCGGGAGGAAGAAAUUCAAAAACUGAGGAACCAGCUUACCAACAAAACUUUAAGCAACAGCAGCCAGUCAGAGCUAGAAAGCCGACUCCAUCAGCUAACGGAAACACUCAUCCAGAAACAGACCAUGCUGGAGAGCCUCAGCACAGAAAAGAACUCCCUGGUCUUCCAGCUGGAGCGCCUUGAGCAGCAGGUGCACUCUGCCUCCUCGGGGCCCAACAGUGGAUCUGCCAUUAACAUGUCUGGAGUCGACAGUGGUGAAGGGACACGCCUGCGAAAUGUUCCUGUUCUUUUUACUGACACAGAAACUAAUCUGGCAGGAAUGUAUGGGAAGGUUCGCAAAGCUGCUAGCUCCAUUGACCAAUUUAGUAUUCGCCUGGGAAUUUUUCUCAGAAGAUACCCCAUAGCGCGAGUGUUUGUAAUCAUCUACAUGGCUUUGCUGCACCUCUGGGUCAUGAUUGUACUGCUGACUUACUCACCAGAAAUGCACCAUGACCAACCGUACGGCAAGUGAACAGAGCCGCUGGUUCCCAUGCGUGCCUGCCAUUGUCCAGAGCUGGGAUCUGCAGAAAGAGCAGCACCAAGACUGCCAGCCGUGCACAAGAUGGUUUCUUCAUGGAGAGCUUUUAAUCUCUUAACUUAUUUCUCUGGUGUCUGACUCUCCCCUAUUCCCAUAAGAGUCUCUAAAUGCAGACAGUAAUUUGACAAAUUAAGCUCGACUUUUUCUGAGUUCAGUUCCCUAGAUAGGUAUAGAGAAAGAGAGAAAAGGCAAUUUGAGGGUGUUCACCUCUGUACGGACCUUUCUAUAUUUUAGGUGACACUGAUUAUGGGUUAUAAUCAGGGAAACUAAUUGUAUUUAGGGAUAAAAAUAAAAAGAUUUCUUUUUUAAUAA